Molecule: messenger RNA, 3024 nt
Organism: Fomitopsis serialis
Lineage: Eukaryota; Fungi; Basidiomycota; Agaricomycetes; Polyporales; Fomitopsidaceae
Exons: 2
Coding region: 119-2704 (861 amino acids)
Biological process (GO): mitochondrial fusion
Cellular component (GO): mitochondrial outer membrane
Molecular function (GO): GTPase activity; GTP binding
Source: RefSeq, a predicted model, not a curated record
UCAUCAUUCUCCAUAACCACCACCACCUACUCACACGGCGACGACGACGACGACACUGACAGUGACGGCGAACACAACCUCCUGAAGAGCUAUCCACUUUUGUGGGAUAUUCACUAGCAUGUCUGUGUCUUACUUGCCCCAAGCUUCGCGCAAGCAGCAAAGCCCUCAGGCUUCAGAAGAGAGCGCCGAUGUGCCUCGCGUUGCCGAAGAUAUGCAGGAGGCGUACAUUGGGGCUAAAGAGAGGCUUCUGAACGCCAUUGACUCAGCAAAAUCACUGCUUGGCGGCCUUCGCGAUUUCAAUAAGACAUCGUGGGUUGUCAGGUACCCUCAAUUGCAGGAGCAGCCCGAGGAGAAUGCGGAGCAACCCGCAUCCCCAAAGAGACGCAAGGGCAUGCGCCGUUCGCUUUCCUUCCCAGAUGAUCCAAACUUCCAGGCGGAGGUCGUUGUCAACCCGACUCGUGCAGGCAUGGCCCGUUCCAUGACCUUGGCGUCCAUUGCAGACGCCGAGGAGGAGCCAGAGGUCGCACCGCAAGAGGAGGCGGAGGGUCUUAUCCCUUCUCCAGAUUCGGCCGACUUCCAUGUCAUCCGCCUCGACCUUAAGCUGGGCGCACACGGGUCGACAAGCUCGCCAGCGGCUCUCGUCUCGCAGCUGGAGAAGUCUUCCAUUGCCAAUCUUUUGGACGAACGGAUUAGCAAUGCUGUCACUCACAUCGACAGGCUCCGUCUGCGUGUGGAGGACACCUCGUCAAAGGUACUCGUUACUGGCGACCUCAAUGCUGGCAAGUCGACGUUCGUGAACGCGUUGUUGCGUCGCGAGGUCAUGCCGGUUGACCAGCAGCCAUGCACUACGGCGUUCUGCGAAGUACAUGACGCUGUGUCGGAGAACGACGGCAAGGAGGAAGUGCACAUCCUCAAGGACGGCGUAUCAUACAGCAGGGAGGACGAGUCGACGUUUACACGGGCCGCUCUUUCGGAUCUGGAGUCAUUUGUGUCCGAGAACGAAAACGAAUCGCAGGUGCUCAAGAUCUACCUGUCCGACUCGCGUGAUCCGGCCAGUUCGCUGCUGAGCAAUGGCAUCGUCGAUAUCUCGUUGAUCGAUGCCCCCGGCCUCAACCGCGACCUCGUCAAGACGACGGGUGUGUUCACUCGCCAGGAGGAGAUUGACGUCGUCGUCUUCGUCGUCUCGGCGGAGAACCACUUCACGCUGUCGGCGAAGGAGUUCCUGACGACGGCUAGCAAGGAGAAGGCGUACGUUUUCAUUGUCGUGAACAAGUACGACCACAUCCGCGACAAGGCCAAGUGCAAGAGGCUUGUGCUCCAGCAGAUCAAAGAGCUCAGCCCAGCGACGUACGACGACGCCGAGGACCUCGUGCACUUCGUCGACUCGGCAUCGGCCAUAGAAAACGGCACUCCAGACUUUGACAACCUCGAGUCGUCGCUCCGCUCGUUCGUCCUCGUCAAGCGCACAAAGUCCAAGCUUGCGCCUGCGUCGACAUACCUCCACCACGUCCUUUCUGAUGUCGGCUUGCUCAUCGGUGCCAACGCCAUCGUUGCCGACUCCGAGCUCAAGCGCGCUCGCGAGGACCUCGACAGGUCGCGCCCCGUCCUUGAGAAGAUGAAGAACGGCCGUCAGAACCUGGAGGACAGCCUCGAGUCUGUUGAGGAGGAAGGCGCGUCGGCAACGCGUAGCCGAACCAAAGAGCUGCUCUCGACUGCUCUCGACCGCGUUAGCCAAGGCAAGCUCGGCGUCGACCUCGCGUCGCUCAAGAUGCCGACUUACCCUGGUCUGCUCAAUAUCUGGGACUACGCUCGGGACGUCAAGCAAGCUCUGCUCGCGAGCUUGGACAUGGCUGUCAAGCUGGCCGAGGACGAGGCUCGCGUCACGACGUCGAACUCGGUCAACAAGAUCUCGCGUAUGGGCGACGAGCACCUGCCCGAGGGCAUCGAACGGCCACGGCGUGUGUUCAUGCCCGAAGCGAUGUUCUCUGUGCGCGCUGAUAAGAACGCGCGGAGGAAGAGCCGGACCGUGUCGAGUGGCGCCGUCGUCGCAGGCGGCAUGCUUGGCCUGGGUAUCGGGCUCUCACAGCGCUCGGACAUGCUGGAGACGAGCUUCUUCGAUCUGUUUGACGUGCACCACCAGUUCUGGGUCACGUUCGGCGACAAGAAGGCCGAGGACGAAGAGGAGAGCCCAAUGACUGCCCUCAGUGUCGCCUCAGUCGGCAUCGGCGCGGUUACGAUGGUCGGCGGGCAGGCAAUUGGCGCACGCGGGAUCAUCGAGGGCUUCGUUCGCAUUGGCGCGCUGUUCGAAAACGAGAACGCGCGCAAGUGGGCGGCGCCCAUUCUCGGUGCUGUCACCAUCGGGGCGGCGGUGUACUUUAUCCUCGAGCUCCCGAGCACGAUCCCUCGGACUAUUGGCAGGCGGAUCAAGACGACGCUGGCGAAGGAGGCUGAGGAGCGGGGUGCAGAGGGCACGUUCGUUGAACUACACGGGCUUCGAGUGAGCCGAGAGACACGCAAAGUGCUUCGGCUGGCGUCGUGGGACUUGAAGGAGCGUUUCCGCACGGCGAUGGACGAGAAGAACAGGGAGGUUCAAGGCGCGGAGGACGUCGAACACAAGGCAAGGAAGGCGCUCGAGUACUUCCUCAGUGUCGAGCGCGAGACCAGGGAAGUGCGCAAGCUCGCAGGAUUGGGCCUGACUGCGUGAGGCGCCCUCAAUUCGUUUUCGUGUCUGACUGGAACCUUCGACUUCGCGGCGCGCGGCCUGUAUGGUUCGCCGUCGAUUAGAGCGAGCCUCCUUGGGUGCACUUACUCACUUCGACUAAUUCGUACGUUCGGCUCUGUUAUUUCGUCCGUCACUCCUUCAUGUUCCCUUAAGCUUGUCUUCUGUCUCGACUUACAAUACGGAUCUCCUUGUAUGCUAGAUCACUCCCCUAUGCAGAUGUCUGCUACGUGUACGUCAUGACCUGUCUACCAGCCGCGUUGCUACAGUCUGUUGCAAUAUGAUGCUGUGUUACGAACCAUGUA